Messenger RNA from Haliotis rufescens (red abalone), 1247 nucleotides. Its product is annotated as ras-related and estrogen-regulated growth inhibitor-like protein. Gene Ontology annotation, molecular function: GTPase activity; GTP binding. The coding region runs from base 51 to 722 and encodes 223 amino acids. The record is from RefSeq and is a predicted model, not a curated record. The transcript has 5 exons. Lineage: Eukaryota; Metazoa; Mollusca; Gastropoda; Lepetellida; Haliotidae.
UUAGGAAGCGGACACAUUUCGUAGGAUACGCACAGUGCUGGAGGUUCACGAUGAAAACCACUGUAGGGAGUUUACGUAUCGUAGUCCUAGGUGAGAAGAAGGUUGGCAAAUCGGCUAUCACUGUUCGCUACCUGACUAAGCGCUAUAUUGGAGAAUACAGUUCCGGUUCAGACUUCGAGUACACUACCGUGGUUAACAUUGGGGAUGAACCGGUCAAGCUGGAGAUUCUGGACACUUCCGAUAGCCAGGAUGGCUUGACGGAGUCCACGCUGAGGAGGUACCAGGCCGACGCCUUCAUCGUCGUCUACAGCAUAGCUGAUGUUUCUGCUGCCGUCGCCGUCCAGACCGAGCUCGAGAAAAUACACAGAGGUCGUCAAUCGCCACGAAGUGCCGUCACAAUACUCGGCAACAAGCUCGAUCUAGAGCACUUUCGGCAAGUGGAAGCAGACGACUUCCGGCCUCUCGCUCAGAAGUACCAGUGUCGCCAUGUUGAAAUAUCCGCCGCCGAAGACUUUUCGAGCGUAUGUUCUGUUUUCGAAGGACUUUUGUCAGACGCUUUUGAGGCGCAGAAACAAAGGUCGAAAAAUGUUAAAAGGAGGCGGAGUAUUUUAGGAAAUAUGUCCAGAAAGUUGGGCAACAUGUUUAAAAGGAAGAGCCUAGAAGAUCUUCUCUUAAAAAGGCGCCUGUCGCCAUCCAGGCAAAGUGCAAGGCGAUCAUUGUGAUGGAUUGUGUUUAUAUGAAACUUUGAUAACAUUUGAAGCGGUAUGUUUUUGUCAGGAAACUAAAGCAGACCUGGAAUUGAUAUAAUCUAUGACAAGUAUCACGUAUUUGGUCCUUAGAGAUUAUCAUACCAUAUACUCAACAUUACCUUAGAUGAAACGUUGGAGAGGAGAAUGACACUAUGUGUGAUGACAAUCUGUUUCCGUCGAUGACCGUUCACGUUUGACCAUGGAUGGACUGGACACAACCAGUAUGACCAGCAAGAACGACAGGGCUGAUGAGGCGGUCGUGGUUGUUGAGGCAGUCCCCGGUAUGUUUCACAGGGCCGACAUAUACACGCUGGAGAAGACGCUCAUGGCGAUAUCUCCUCGUUGCUACGGGCACCGUAUUUCACGUAACGGCUAGAACAUAUUUCCUCAACAUGUUCUUCCAAAACAGUAUGGACUUUUUUAGUUGUUUUAUACAAAUAUAUAUAAUUUAUGUUACAUAUUUGUAACGAAACUUGUAUAGAAGAAGUGCAAUAAAAU